Molecule: messenger RNA, 2251 nt
Organism: Amoebophrya sp. A25
Lineage: Eukaryota; Dinophyceae; Syndiniales; Amoebophryaceae
Source: the annotation of a GenBank genome assembly
GGUAGAGCUAGAGAGAAAAGCACGGUUGCAAAAAGGGAACCUUCAAUAGUCCGCUCAUCGUUUCGUAACAGUCAGGAAACGGUAAAGCGAGAAGGCAAUCGUUACUCAUCAAAAUGGUGCUUUUUGCGCGUUCCGUGCUCUUCGGUGGCGGUCUCAUCUUUCUCGUAAAUUCUGCGGGCGGUCGUGCAGGAGCAGCCUCGGGGCGGGACGUUCAGGCACACUAUGAUGCAGAAAGAUCGAAGGCCUCGAAAGAAAUGGUAGAUGGUGCAGUUUUUCUUCAGGCGGGAGGGCGAAGGGUAGCGCAAAUUACCUCCUGUCCCGCGUGAGCCCUAAACGCACUGCCGAAGCUGAAAGAAUUUUUGAAGGAUGAGGAGAGGAAAAGAGGCGUUUCUCAGUACCCAGGUGUGGUGCUCAAUUGGCAUCGAGGAGAAAAACCGCGGAUGGACAUAAUCGAGGUACUAGUUACCACAGUUACUAGUCCUGGACUCAACAUAGUCCUCGGUUUUAUAACACAUAGUUAAAAUGCAGUAAGUAGUACUUACUUUAUUCUGCUGAAAAAGACAAAUCAAGGUCAUUACGAUCGUUCCAUUAGCACGUACUAGCAGUAGUAUCAUGUGUGUUAUUUUUGUUAUAGUCUUCGUCCCCUUGAUUUUGUAUUUGUUUUUCCAAACUUCGUACUAACCAAAAGUGUCUGUUCAUGUGAAACUACAAGACAGGCGAAAGAAGCCCACGGUGGACUCCCGAAAGCUGCUGUUUCUGAAACCUUACACUUGUCGAAGUUUACAUUUACCGACAUGCACCUUCUGCUGCUAUGCAAGGGCUUUCUGCGUGUGCGCUCGCAGUCUGCAGAUGCCGACGACGACGAUACAGGGGAUCUUGAGGUAUACUCCGCUAGUAGUAGCACCAGCAAUGACCGGCAGAGGGUAUGCGACUCUUUCCGGCAGAAGUAUCCAGAAGACUUCAACAAGGCCGAUGAGCGUUUGACACUGUUGGCACCGAUUCAAAAAGUUGUACCAACCGAUCUGUUAGAGCAGUUGCGAAAUGCAGCGAGGAAUAAAGUCGGUGAGGUUUUCGGACGUGGAGCGGGUGCAGCACUGACAUCCCUUUUUCAUCGAUUUGUCGGGGCAACACCUCAACAAAGAGCUUCCGUAUCAACAAAUGCCGGCUCUACAGCUUCAGGGACACCGCAAGAAAGUGCAAUUUCUUCGCAAGGCGAGAACUCCGAGACAUCUGCGUCAAGCGGAAAAUCGCAAGAAAGCUUAACAUCGUCAGAGUCCUAUGGCAUCUCAACAGCUGCGACGCCUACGUCGUCGUCGAUCGCAUUAUUCGGAUCACUAUGGGAGCUCAUCUUUCUCGGAUGUAUGUUGUCUUCGCUGUAUGUCUGCUACCAAUACGGGGAUCGAGCGAUGGUACGUCUGGGAAGGCGCUCCGCUUCGCGUAAAAAAGAGGAAGAGGUGCAGGAGCUAGCAGAAUACACCGUAAUCGGAUAUCCGUCAAUUUCCGGAAGGCCUACCGGUGACAGUUUUACUGGAACAAGCGUCGCCGCGGACCACGAGGGCAGUAAGUAUAUCGGACUUGGAGCUGGAAGCUAUGACCGCGACGAAAGUCCCCAUGCAAAUUUGAUUUAGUGAAAAUUCGUUUGUCUAGUACGUGCACAAGGUCCUGCUCUGUGGAGGAGAUCGAGGUGGGCAAGAGUGUAAAUCUUUGGAAGUUUUUUGAUGAAAUUUGAAGUUUGUUUUUAAGCUGGAGCAGAAUUCGGAUGUGGAUUGUCGUGAAUAAUAUUUAUAAGAAAAGGACCGGAGCUACAACAAGGAGGACACCAAUAGAGUCGGCAAUUAUAUAUACAGCAGGCAUACUCUUGCACAGCAGUACAUGAUAAAGUACAGCGCCUCUUUCCGGUAGGGCUUGCAAAUGUUGUGACUUCGCGUUGUAGGGCAGUAGAAGUUGUAUAGCAGCGCUAAGCUAGCCAAGUAUCGCAGAGUGGGCUAUUCUUCUUCUUGGCUAUGUUUUGUGCCUGUUGCCCUGCGUUCGUGAUUGAUUUGAGAAACAACUGUGACUCUUCCAUGGAGCUGCAGCAAGGGGAGCCUGUGCUGCUGAGAUGGUCAUGCUCUGUUUUACCGACAAACAAGUAAAAGUUAUUCAAAUCAUCACGACAAGCUAACUGCAAAACGCGACCGAACCUGGGACGUGUUUCAAUACACUAAGAGACUCCAGCUUUGCGUUGAGACCGUUUUUUUUUUAAGCGGACGAC